This is a messenger RNA of Mixia osmundae IAM 14324, 981 nucleotides long. RefSeq lists its product as uncharacterized. Lineage: Eukaryota; Fungi; Basidiomycota; Mixiomycetes; Mixiales; Mixiaceae. The transcript has 3 exons. Gene Ontology annotation, molecular function: aralkylamine N-acetyltransferase activity; guanyl-nucleotide exchange factor activity. Gene Ontology annotation, biological process: small GTPase-mediated signal transduction. Gene Ontology annotation, cellular component: cytoplasm. The coding region runs from base 1 to 981 and encodes 326 amino acids. The record is from RefSeq and is a predicted model, not a curated record.
AUGCGGUUCGACCUCGUCAAAGCCAGCGAUGUCGAGGCUGCGUUGGCUAUCGAGCACGAAGGUUUUCCGCCAGAUGAAGCAGCAACGCUCGACAAACUGAAACAGCGCCAAGCGCUUGCCCCAGAGCUCUUCAUAGGCGCAUACGAUGACGCACAUACACUCUCCGGCUUCGUCUGCUGUACACUGACCUCCUCAGAGACGCUCACGCACGACUCUAUGAGCCAACACGACUCAGGGGCUCCCUUUGUCGCUAUUCACAGCGUCGUCGUGCGCAAGACUCACAGGCGUCAAGGCAUAGCUGUCGGGCUACUGAAGGAAUUGCUGCAACGAGUAGAAAGCGCAGGGAAGGCAAAGGCUGCUCUGUUGAUCACCCAUGACGAGUUGAUCCCGCUGUAUGCCCAAGCGGGCUUCAUCCUCAAGGGACCGAGCGCAGUCGUACACGGCAGCCGGCCAUGGUUCGAAAUGACUCAUACGUUUGAGAUGCCGCAGCAACAAGAUUUGUCGGGCGUCAUGGCUGCUCUACAAUCGACAGCCGGCAAAAAGCGCGACAGGAGCGAGGGCGUUUUACUCUCAAGCUUGUCCCCCGAUGAGCUCACCGCGGCUGGGAAGAAUGCGCUAUCACUGUUUUGUCCCCGUCCGCAAUGCCGAUGUCUCAUUCUGAGGCCAUCAGAAGCUCGAUCGGCCAGACGAGCUCACGAGAUCCCGCCACUGCCCGCUGAUGUAGCGGUCAGUAAUGAUGCAGAGCAAGUCUGGCUCGUUCCCAGCGCGCUCACGUUCGAGAACAUUGGCUUCUCAAAGACAGCGCCCGGCAGCACGACGAAAUAUCUCAUCUGCGCAGAUUGCGAUCUCGGGCCACUAGGCUGGAUUGAUACAGGUGGCGAGGAUCUCGGGCAGCGAGUGGAGCAAGAAGCGGCUGGUCAAGCAGCAAGCAGACCGACACAAGAAUUCUUACUCCUUGCAGGCCGCCUACGAUAUGCAUAA